AUAUACUUAAAAAUUUUGAGGUUGUCUGUCUCUUGCUUAGGAGUGCAAUUGAUACUACUUGAACUCGGCUUGAGUUAAAAAGCUUGGGCCUGAACUUGUUGAGCAAGUGAAAGUUGAGCUGGAGUUCGAGUUCGAUUUUAUUAUGCCUUACUUGAGUUCGAUCUUGAUCAAAUCGAGCCCAAUCGAGUAAGGGAUAAGAUAAACAUUUCACACUCAUAUGUGUGUGUGUGUGAAGUUCGAUUGAGUUCGAUUAAGCUUGAUGAACUUUGAAGCUUCACAUCUUAGACCUAAGCACAAGCUUGUCAAGCAGUUCGAGUUCUUCGAACUCGGUCAACGCAAGCCAGAGCUCAAGCUAUGACCGAAGAAGGUCGCGAGUCAUAGAAUUGAGUUCGAACUCAUUUGCACUCUUACUCUUGCUGAUUGGGAGAACCUUUGAAGAAUCUUGACCCCUCCAUAAAAUAAUCUUGAACGUCACAUGCUACACUAUCCAUUAUCUUGUGGCUGUGGUGGUGGCGGCCCUUGAUGUUUUUCAUUGUUUGGCCUUCCCAUUUUGGUGAUCUUCCUGGGAGUGGUGGUUUGAGAUAAGGAAAGAACUAGGAAGCGCCCCUGUUCCAUUCCGCCAUUUGUUUGCGAUGAUCUUAAUCUGAGAAUGGAAAUGGGUACCAUGAUAUUGCGACUCGAUAAUCUUAUUGGGUGAGGAUGCUUUGUGCGGCCCUUCAAACUUCAACUGAAUACUUUGGUGGGAUUUUGCAUAAUUUUGUUAGUUUCUUUUUGGGUAAAAAGGAAUGGUACUUCGAUCAUGGCACUUGCUCCACUACUUUUUGAAAGUAUCGGCAUGUUGUAUGGUGUGAAUAAUAGAUUAGAUUCUGCUACUGUGGGCUUUCGACAAUCUAUGCGGUCACGAUGGCUUCUGCGAAAGUGGCAACAGAUUGCUGCUGCUCCUCCUCCUCCUUGUUAGGCCUUUCUAUUGUGCCAUGAGAAUCUGAAGAGAAGCACGACAAAACAAGUUCUAUCGUUAUGAUAACAUCUUCUCAAUGGCGAGAUUCCCUAUGAUGUUGUCUUGUAAGGUGGUAAUUAAUCUAGUACAAGGAGAAAUGGUAGUGAAGCUGGAAUUCAAUCCAAACGUACCCCCGGCUGAUUUACGCUUCCUAAUCGCCGUUGGCAAUUGACCUUCGGGCUCAAUGUGCAGUUACAGGCUGUGGUAGAACGGCCGAACUGUUGAUGAUUGGAAGUGGCUCUUGUUGAAAAGUGUGGUGCAUUGCAUUGAUGAUGCCAUAACCCUUCUCUGUCGCAAUAAAAUCCGGCGCUGGGCUCUGCUGCAGGCUGCAUCAUGAACCGCGAUGGCUAAGCAUAGACGUUGACCUGUUGUCAACUGCAAUGGCGUGCGAUGAUAAUUAACGACGUCUAUCAACCAACAUAAUUCAUCUUUGCUCCCAUAGGCAAGACGUCGACAAAGACAGGUAAUUAUUUACAGACAGAUCGGAUUGGAAAGAGAAAUAAAGAAAUUUCAGAAAUAAGAGGUCUGCUCUCCUUCUUCACUCCCGAUAGGCCUAAGCCUAAUAGAAUAAGAGUAAGCCACACCUUCCUUUCCUUGCCUUACUCUCUAUUGGAAAAGUGCCAUUAGUUACAAAUUUCAUCUAAUCUAAUCUAUGAUGUCAAUGAAAAAGAAAUUGCAAUCUUACCUCUAAUAUACUUGUACGCAUUUCAUCUGUGAAGAUGUUCAGUCCCCCAGAAAAUGACAAAUACUUGAGUAGUAAGUAACUUGUAUAUAUCCCAUGUUACUUAGCUGUGUGCGUGCUACUUCGCCGCCGUGUAUCCUUAGGGCAAGAUUUUACAUAGGUUUAGGAGAUUAGUUUGGUCGAAAAGUUGAAAUAACCUUAUUGAAAAAAUAUAUAUAUCUAUAUCCCAUGUUACCAUGUAACCCAAAAAAGAAAAAAAGGUACUGGUGUUAGGAAGGCCUGUAGGCGUUUAGAUUAGCGUGGACCGGAUUAGAGUCGGACACAACAUCUCUGAUACCCCACAACAUCAUAUAGUACUAGUAAAUAGUGGUAACAAGUCCCAUGCAGCACCACGUCAUCCCUCUCUCUUCUGUCAGUCUUCCCAUUCUCACUUCUCUGUCACUCACUUUCUCACUUCUCGUUGUGGAGGUUUGGGGUGUCGUCCCCUUUGAUGUAUCCCACAUCGGGGUUGGGAGGGUUUGAAUUGAUAGUUAUAAAUUUUCUGUGGGACCUCAAAGGAUACCGGGGGUUUAGGUUUGUAAAAAUUGACGUAUGCUCUUUGGGCUUCAAAAGAAAAAAAAAAAAAAAAUCAACGCUAUGCUAAGGUAUGGUAGACUUACUGGGCAACCACGUAAGCUCGAGCGGUCAGCUCCUCUCUUUAGGGUAUGGUAGAUUUAUUUGGGCAAUUAGGAUUCGGACCCUCUUGUUACCGUGCUCGGAAUGGACCGUGCUCGGAAUGGAGUGAGACCUCCUCUUUUGGACCGAAGUGAGAUUAGUCGGGCUAAAAGCCCGAAUAUCCACUCCGAAACAAAAAAAAAAAAAAAAAAAAGUAUCAACGCUACGCUAUCCCUCACACUCCCCACUCUUCACCCCUCCCAUCUCUCAUCCCGUCAACUAAAACUAACUGGUGGAGCACGCAAAAAUGGCUACUCUAUUUUCCGUUUCCCAUUUUACGCCCAUCACAUUCCUCCUCCUCCUCCUCCUCCUCUCUGUGUCCCAUAAACCCAUUUUCUCCGGAUGAAAAAGUAGGCCAUAAUCAGAAUUCAAAAGCACCUCAAGACCUACUUCUGAUUUCCAGCUUUUUUGGACCCAAAAAAUUUAAAAUUUAAGUUUUUAAAGUCAGUCAACAAAAUAGCUUUCUAAAAUCAUUUGAGAAUAUGGCCAUAAUCUUUUACAUUCUUCAAGUUCCUUGGUGUUUGAAAUGUCGGCCAAUAAUUAUAUGGAGAUAAGAAGCAAAUUGAUGGUUACUUCAAACAACAUUCAAAAUUAAACUAAGUCAAAAACACAUCAACAAUGAAUCCAGAGGACAAUCCAUGCAUCAUGACCUCAGAAUAUGGAUCAUGCGUGAAUUAUGUAAAUUAGGAUACACUUAUCCGUCAUGUCAAUUUCCUAAAUAUCCUUUCUUUUUUGAUUUGGUCUCUUCUUUGCUAUUUUAUAUCUGUUAUGAUUGCACACUUGGUUUGAUUUUCGCCUAAUCCAGGUCAUUCUUAUUUGAAAAUUUCUCCUUGGAUAUUAAAGAAAGCUAGCAGAAAUGCUUCUGUAAAGCUGGAUAUAUAUACACAAGUAUAAACGUCAAUAGGUGAAGCACAUAGUAAGACAACAUAAUAAAGUCAAUAGGUGCUUCAAGAUGGGGUCGGAUAGCUUUCAUAACGGGACAACAUCAAAAAGUCAAUAGGUGCUUCAAGAACUUGGACAAGCACUUGUUGGGCUCGGCCCGGGGCUCGCUAUAUAUGUUAUCCUCGUUUUUGAGUGUCUACCAUGUGGAUUAUGAUAAGCUACUAGAGUUACUUUUCUGGUUCUCUGCAUAAACAUUUUCCAGGUUUAUCUGUAUAAUCAAAGGAAAAAAGUUUUCUGGAAUAUGGCAGCGGCAACAAUGCCUGCUGGGUUCGCCAUUUUCGUGCUUGCAACCACAGUCUUGAUCAUCAUCCAUGCUUCUCCUAUCUUCGGAGAAGGUACAUAUGAUCCCAGUAUCAUCCUCUAGUGUAAAUGUAUUCUUUUCUUUUCUUUUCCCAAAGAUAUGUAAAUGCAUUUCUUCAAUACGUAUCUGCAACUAUCAUGUCAUAACCAAACUUCGUUUGUUUUCAAAGAAAUUCUGGUAAUAAAAGCUUUCGCAAAAACAGGUUGAAAGUAACUUUCAACUGCAUACAAAUUGCUAGUAUUAUUCUUUUAGCACUACAGCUAGCUCUUGCAGAGGACAACAGCCAUCUGUUUCCGUUCCGUUAAGUGGAAAAAUCUUGUAUACAUCAGUUGGGGAAAGAAAGAAUGCAAGGCUAUUGUACAGAUCCCAUUCAGUUACAUGGGCGCCACGGGCCCCAGCAAAUGGGGAAGCUUGAAGCCCGGCUUCUCAGAGUGCUCAACAGGUAAAUCACAGUCGCCAAUCGACAUUCCAAAGGGAAAGGUUGUUCUGAACAAGAAAUUGAAACCGCUGACCAGAGAAUAUAGUUACAUCAAUGCUACCUUCGUCAACAAUGGUUUCAACAUUGAGCUGCGAUGCGGUAAAAAUACAAACUUACUGAUUUCAGAUGGCAAGGCUUACAUAUUCAGUCAGCUGCAUUGGCAUUCUCCUUCUGAGCACAGAAUUGAUGGAGUUCAAUACGAUGCUGAACUUCACCUUGUUCACAUUGCUGAUGAUGGCUGCAUUGCAGUCAUAGGUAUCCUCUACCAUCUUGGACAUCCUGAUCCGCUAAUUGCUAAGGUGCAGAAUAAAUUGUAUCAACUGGGCAUAGACAUGUCCGGAGUUAAAGAGGGAGGUCAGGUUGCGCUAGGGACCUUCAACAUGCAUCAACUCAGAAAAAAUGCCCGCAAGUAUUAUAGGUAUUCUGGUUCUCUCACUACUCCUCCUUGCAACCAGACUGUAGCCUGGUACAUCCUUGGCAAGGUGAGAUCAAUAUCACCAGAGCAAGUUCAAGCUCUCAAAGCUCCAUUAGGAUGGGCGUACAAGAACAAUUCAAGGCCAGUGCAACCACUCAAUGGACGACUAGUUGAGCUAUAUGAAGAGAGGUGAUCCCAGUCUAGAAUUUGAAUCCAUUUUAACUGGCCUCAUUAAAUGAAACUUGCUGAGUGCCUUGCAAGGUUUUCAGCACAUAUAUAUAUGUUGGUGAGGAAAGCAAGAGGUUUUACUAUACUGUUGUGAUGAGAUUUUGUUGAGAAAUUGCAAAGGCUUGAGGUGCAGAGAGCAAGAGUUCUAAAGAAUUUCACUAAUAAAUAGAGAAGUUUAAGCACGUGCGUGUUUAUAAUGAAUGAUUCCUUUUGCGC
This is a messenger RNA of Coffea arabica (coffee), 4973 nucleotides long. Lineage: Eukaryota; Viridiplantae; Streptophyta; Magnoliopsida; Gentianales; Rubiaceae. The record is from RefSeq and is a predicted model, not a curated record.